AUGGGUAAGAUUUGGGACGCAUUUGCAGUUUACAACAGGAAUAAGCACGUCGAGGACCCGGAUAUGUUUGGUGUCCAACACUCCAACAUUGGAGAACAAAGAAACGCUCAAUACUUGUAUUCCAAAGAGUACGUAGAACCUAAACCACGUAAGAAAUCAGAUGUUGACGUAUAUCAGAAUGAUCCAAACAUUUCAGAACCGGUAAAGGCUGCUUUGAAAGGUGAUGAUGGCCCACAUUUGGUUGACAUAGAUAAAUUAACUGCUAAUGAGUUUAAGGCCCUUUAUGAUAAAGCAAGGAAGGGAGAACCCGACAAUAAGGUUAAUUUUUGA
Messenger RNA from Naumovozyma castellii, 330 nucleotides. RefSeq names its product Spg4p (gene SPG4). The transcript has a single exon. Bases 1 to 330 code for a protein of 109 amino acids. Lineage: Eukaryota; Fungi; Ascomycota; Saccharomycetes; Saccharomycetales; Saccharomycetaceae. The record is from RefSeq and is a predicted model, not a curated record.